GUGUCGUUGACACGAAGGAGGUGGCUUCAACAGCCAGGGCAAUAGUGCAACCAAUCGUUAGAAAUCCACCCCACUAACGCAGGAGAAUGGGCUGGAGUUGAAUAAAAGAGCAAAGCGGGAAAGUAAAGAUUUGAGCUUCGUUAUUAAUGUUAUUAAACAUUUUAAUUAUUGCUUCCAGAGAAGUACUGGUGGACGCAUAGUAAAGGAUUAUUGGAAUUAAUUAUAUCUUGGCUAGUAGAUUUUCCUAAAUUGCUUGGACACUGGAUUAAUGUGGUGCUGUUACUAAAAUAUGGCAAAGGUUCAGGUGAACAAUGUAGUGGUGUUGGAUAAUCCAUCCCCUUUCUACAAUCCGUUUCAAUUUGAGAUAACCUUUGAGUGUAUUGAGGACUUGUCUGAAGAUUUGGAAUGGAAGAUAAUUUAUGUAGGCUCAGCAGAAAGUGAAGAAUAUGAUCAGGUUUUAGAUUCUGUUCUUGUAGGCCCAGUUCCAGCUGGAAGGCACAUGUUUGUUUUUCAGGCUGAUGCACCGAAUCCAGCACUUAUUCCAGAUGCAGACGCUGUUGGUGUAACGGUUGUGUUAAUUACAUGCACUUACCGAAGUCAAGAGUUCAUUAGAGUGGGAUAUUAUGUAAAUAAUGAAUACACUGAUCCAGAAUUAAGAGAGAACCCUCCUGUAAAACCAGACUUCUCAAAACUUCAGAGGAACAUCUUGGCCUCUAACCCGCGAGUAACAAGGUUUCACAUCAAUUGGGAUGACAACAGUGAGAAAAUGGAAGAUACAGAGAAUACAAACCCUAAUAUGCAGCAUGUUCUUUCUUCAAACACAUUAUUAUCAUCCUCCUCCUCCUCUAAGGGAUUGUCUCUGUCAGGAAGUAUAAAUGUUCUGUCAGAUGCUCACAUGGAUUGCAUGUGAUGACCCAUAUUUACGCAGAAAACUUAAGUGACUACAUUUAUGAAAUGGUAUUCACUUGAAAUUUUACAGACUGUGUCAGUCCACUCCAAAAGGACAAUUUUAAAAUAAAUGUAAGUGAAGAUGAAAGAUAUAGAUAUUUUAAGUAUUUCAACUCUACAAAGAACUGUUUUCUUUACAACUUUAUACCAAGAAUAUCAGAUUUCAGCUAUAAGAGACUGUAUUUAAUUUUGUAGGUAGAACUGAUAGAGCUACCUGAGCAGUUGGGCAGCUUAUGUGACUGUCAUUCAUCUGAAACUAAGCAGUAACAAGAAGUAUUCAAAAACAAAUCUACAAACCCUCCAGCUACGCAGGUUGUUCUUGUUUGCAUCGAUAUCUCUAUACAAACAUACUGUUUUAUAGAAACGUUCUUGUGUUUGUUUGUUUUUUUAAUUAGUAAACAGUCCAGCUGUACAAAAGAGUACAUUUCAUUAUUGAGAUGUUUUAUACCACAAUCAGGUUCAUUUUGUUACAGGCAGUAACAGAGUAGAGAAUUGAUGUUUUUUGCACUCUUGUCAGUUCCUUUGGCAGGUUUAUUGAUCUCAAGUUUGGUAAGAAAGUACUAAACUCUAAUAUAUUAAAAGAAUGAGCAAAAAUUAAGAAACUAAUUCAAAUAGCUACAAUGUAGCUAAUGCUUUGCUUGUAAAGCCACAGUAUCUUGCUAUGGAAUUUCUGUGGCAGCUUAUUUUGUUUGCUGUCCUUGGUCACUGCAUUUUCCACCCCACAUUGAGGUCGCAGGUGUACAACUGAAAUCUCAGUUCAUACUGUCCAUUUCAGAGGCAAGAAUUUGACUCUUGACUACUAGUUAUGAGCCUUUUUGUCCUUGAUGCUAUGACACCAGAAACUGAGACAGUCUCAACAGGUAUAGGGUUGGAAACACUGGGGUUGAUUUUUACCUGUAUGUGGUUGCACAUUACGUUUAAGUGGUGCAAGUUUCUGCAAAGAUGAGCUGAUGCACGACUUGGGGGGGGGGGGGUCGACCUUUUCUUUGUUUCAGCUCUGUACUGUUCUUGCCUGUUUGACACUUGUUAGUGCUGUUUUAAAUGCAGUUAAAGUAGACAGCUUUUGUAUAGUUCCCUAUUAAUCCUCUGCUUCAGAUUUCAGGAAAUUCUGGGCAUGUAUUUAAAGGGUUUUUUGGCUCUGCAGAUUGUAUAUGUAACUAAUUUAUUUGCAUCUCAUUGAUUUGGUGGUUCUUUAGUUUUUGUGUAAUGUGGACAUCUAGUAGCGGAUUGUGUACCUUAUAGAGCGACAUGAAUAUUUUUUGUUAAUUUUUAUUGAGAAAGUGUUGCAUACAGUUAAGAUCUGCUGCUAAUUUACUCUUAAAAAAAAAAAAAAAAGAAAAAACUACAAGCAGUGAACUAAAAACUGAUUAAAGCAACCCAUUCUGUAA
Protopterus annectens (West African lungfish) is the source of this 2336-nucleotide messenger RNA. RefSeq names its product anti-silencing function 1A histone chaperone (gene ASF1A). The coding region runs from base 290 to 910 and encodes 206 amino acids. NCBI's taxonomy places the organism in Eukaryota, Metazoa, Chordata, Ceratodontiformes, Protopteridae. Gene Ontology annotation, cellular component: nucleus. The record is from RefSeq and is a predicted model, not a curated record. Gene Ontology annotation, biological process: DNA replication-dependent chromatin assembly. Gene Ontology annotation, molecular function: histone binding. The transcript has 4 exons.